Papaver somniferum (opium poppy) is the source of this 685-nucleotide messenger RNA. Its product is annotated as non-specific lipid-transfer protein 1-like. The record is from RefSeq and is a predicted model, not a curated record. Bases 24 to 392 code for a protein of 122 amino acids. The transcript has 2 exons. Gene Ontology annotation, molecular function: lipid binding. Lineage: Eukaryota; Viridiplantae; Streptophyta; Magnoliopsida; Ranunculales; Papaveraceae. Gene Ontology annotation, cellular component: membrane. Gene Ontology annotation, biological process: lipid transport.
GAUUGUUCUAUUAGUACUCAACCAUGGUUUCUACUAGUAAAAUCACUUCUGCUGCUAUCUACUUGUGCUGUUUCAUAGUGUUGAUGUUGUCAUUCGCAUCUCUUAAGUCCGAAGGUCAACAACUCUUGUGUACACCUGUUUUAGAUUCUAUUACACCGUGCAUUGAUUACGCUUUUACCGGUGGGCAGACCGUUCCACAACAGUGUUGUGAAAACAUAAAGAAAAUUUCUACGACAAAAGAGGAUAGGCAACAAGUUUGUCAAUGUGCAAAGAAUUUUGCACCUAUGGUUCCUGGGCUCAAUUAUGAAAAUGUAGGUAACAUUCUCAAGAAAUGUGGAGUCGAUGUAUCUCUCAAGAUUUCUCCCGAUAUUGAUUGUGCAAAGUUGAACUGAUCAUGAAAGUUGAUUAUGAAGAGUGCUUAAGAUGGAGGAGAAGUUUGAAUAAACGAGUCAUAUUCGUAGAAAAUGAUUCUGAAGGCCGCAAAGUAAUGCAUUGUUGGAGCAAAGCUUUGCGUACGUAGUUUAUAUAUAUUGUAACUUUCCUUAUUCUCCUACGUCAUUGUGAACUGAGAUAAUAUAAUAAAAGUUCGGAAUUGCUGUUACAUGAUAAUUCAAGCACAUAAUAGUAUCGGAUACUAACAUAUCUAUCGUUCCCGUUUCCAUUAAUUAAAAAUGCUUCCAUCUAU